Messenger RNA from Octopus bimaculoides (California two-spot octopus), 1011 nucleotides. RefSeq lists its product as uncharacterized. NCBI's taxonomy places the organism in Eukaryota, Metazoa, Mollusca, Cephalopoda, Octopoda, Octopodidae. The record is from RefSeq and is a predicted model, not a curated record.
AAUUUUCAGAAGCCGCUACAUUCGUAUGACACCGCGUUUAUAGCAGUCCACUUCCGCGAGAUGGCUGUUGACAAGAAAAUAUUUUAUGUCAAAAUAUCAUCACCUGUUGUUGCUAUCUGCCAUUCCAAGAAAGUCCAAUGUAUAAUUGUUGACUCCAGCUGCUCUUUUCGUAAUAUUCAGGAGAAGAUUCUGGAUAAAAUUGACAUUGAUAACAAGUCUCAUGUCAUCAAGGCACGUAACAGUAAAGGCUCAGUGAUUACUCUAACUGGAAAAGUACCUUCAAAUACUUCUGACAAUCCUUACAACAUUGAAGUAAUUCCACAUUACUAUCAUGCAAAGCCAUUAUCCUUUGUAAACAGAGAUUAUCUGAGAGUAUUUGUUAAUGCAAAGUUAAAAUCUUUUACAAAAAGAUUAGAAGCAUUGCAAGAGGCUAUUCCUGAUUAUCCGAAAACUAUUGAAGAAAGAAUAUUAAAAGAUCUGCAACAAAAUUUGAAACCUACUCUAGAUUUCCUUGAUACUCGUUUGGAACAGUCCAGCUUAGCUUGCUGGGAAGGAAGCUUGAAACAGUCUCCUCUUUGGUGAUCCAUUCUCUGUUAACAUAUACACUCAUAUCCAUGUUGUUUAUCAAACCUCGCCCUACAUAUUUUUCAUCCGUUUUUCUUGAUAACAUGGGAGAUGGUUUCCACAAAUCUGUACAUUUGCAUGAUAUUGACAUAAAAAUGCAUUACAAUUGGAUGCAUUUCCUAGCACUACCCACUCAACCAUUCAAUGGGUAUGGGGAUGCUUUAUUCCUUGGUAUACUGAGGUGAGCAUGGGCAUGACACAAUGGGUGUAGUAGGAAUUAAACUGAACGAUAGCAAGUAAGCCAAAAUCUUAAUCCCACAGUCAUUAUGUCUUAUUAUGGCAGUAAAGAAAAACUGAUGUAAAAUGAGGAGAUGGAUGAUGAUUAUAUACACACAAAAUGUGUGAAUAUCUAUCUAUCUGUCUAUCUAUCUAUCUAUCUAUCUAUCU